AUGGCUGUGCCACGCUCACGGAUAUUAGACCUCAUGAAGGUCCAAUGCCGCAUUUUCUCGCACACCUUCAACCCCGAAGGCCUUCGACUAGGGAACAAAGUCCUACGACAGCGAUUAAGGGGCCCGGCAUUGGCUGCAUACUAUCCACAAAAGAUGGCGACGUUCAAGGAUCUGCAAAAGGCAUACGGAGACCAGUACGAAAACUUUGACGAGGAGCAAGAGGACCGAUUGGAGAAGAUCAAGAUGAUCAAGGCGAGAGGAAAAGGUGCACCGAAGAAGAAGAGGACAGCAGCGGAAUCGAAGAAGUUCAAGGGAAAGAAGAAGUAG
This is a messenger RNA of Lachnellula hyalina, 327 nucleotides long. RefSeq names its product Mitochondrial 37S ribosomal protein S27 (gene RSM27). The coding region runs from base 1 to 327 and encodes 108 amino acids. Lineage: Eukaryota; Fungi; Ascomycota; Leotiomycetes; Helotiales; Lachnaceae. The record is from RefSeq and is a predicted model, not a curated record. The transcript is spliced from 4 exons. Gene Ontology annotation, cellular component: mitochondrion.